Molecule: messenger RNA, 1041 nt
Organism: Penicillium riverlandense
Lineage: Eukaryota; Fungi; Ascomycota; Eurotiomycetes; Eurotiales; Aspergillaceae
Product: putative protein phosphatase PP1 regulatory subunit Sds22
Exons: 6
Coding region: 1-1041 (346 amino acids)
Molecular function (GO): protein binding
Source: RefSeq, a predicted model, not a curated record
AUGAAGAACAAGGAAGGCUGGGACGGAAAGCUUCGCAUGGAGCCCCAGGCUGUGCUGGCCAACCCGGAGGCCUUGGAAGAUUCCGAUUACUCGGAUCCUGACGCCCCGCCCGUGGACGAGAUCCAGGCCGAUGAGGAUCUACUCGCCGACGAGGAUCCAAACACAGAGGAAAUUGACCUGGUACAUUGUCGCAUAACCUCCCUCGCAGCGCUCCGGUUAGAGCGCUUCCCAAAACUUCAGAAUGAACAGAGACUCUGCUUCCGCCAAAACCAAAUCACCAAAAUCAACUUCCCGCCCAACGUCGCCGCCUCCCUCACUGAGCUCGACCUCUACGACAACCUCAUCUCGCACAUCAAGGGCCUCGACGAGUUCCGCGAUCUCACAAGCCUGGACCUCAGUUUCAAUAAGAUCAAGCAUAUCAAGAAUGUGGCGCAUCUGACCAAACUGACGGACCUCUUCUUCGUGCAAAAUAAGAUCUCCCGCAUUGAGGGCUUGGAGGGGCUGACCCAGUUGCGGAAUCUGGAGCUGGGCGCGAAUAAGAUUCGGGAAAUUGAGAAUCUCGAGACCCUCACGGCCUUGGAGGAGCUGUGGUUGGGCAAGAAUAAGAUCACCGAGAUGAAGAACCUAGACCACCUAACAAACCUCCGCAUCCUGUCCAUCCAAUCCAACCGCCUCACCACCCUAACCGGCCUCUCCUCCCUCCCACAUCUCGAAGAACUCUACUUCUCGCACAACGCCGUCACCGACCUCUCCGGUCUGGAAUCCAACACGGGCCUCCGCGUCCUCGACUUGUCCAACAACCAAGUCUCAAAUCUAGCGCAUCUCUCAUCCCUCAUAAAUCUAGAAGAACUGUGGGCGUCGAACAACCAGCUCUCCAGCUUCGAGGAAGUGGAGCGCGAGCUGAAAGAUAAGGAGAAGCUGGAGACGGUUUACUUUGAGGGGAACCCGUUGCAGACUGCUGGUCCCGCGGUUUAUCGGAAUAAAGUCCGGCUGGCGUUACCGCGGAUUAAGCAGAUUGAUGCUACUUUCGUUCGGGUUUGA